This is a messenger RNA of Pocillopora verrucosa, 1553 nucleotides long. Its product is annotated as UPF0764 protein C16orf89 homolog. NCBI's taxonomy places the organism in Eukaryota, Metazoa, Cnidaria, Anthozoa, Scleractinia, Pocilloporidae. The record is from RefSeq and is a predicted model, not a curated record.
AUGUUUAUGCUUUCACGAAAUCGGCAACUGAUCGUAAUUCUAUUUUUGAUUUUCGAUUUUGGACGAUCUGUGCAUUCCUCUCACACAAAUCUUCAUAGAAUACAUAGAGAUAAAAUUCAUGAAAAACUGCUGAGAAGAACGUUGAUCUCGCUGGGCAAGGUUGUGGACUUCUUCGCAAAGGAGUACAAAAAGUUUAAUAUCGACGGGAUUUUUGGUCUUCAGGCACUCGAUGGAAUUCUUCAGGACUUACUAACCAGGGUGGAAACCAGUCGUAUUCAAAUACCCAAGAGAACAUUCCAGGUAUUGACACGUCUGCACCACAAAGCGAAGCUUGUUUCCAGUAAAUCACAGCCCUACUUACGAGCCUCGGACCCAGAUUACUACAGGCUCGGUUUCGUAGCUAGGCAUGCUUGGCUGUUCCAGAGAGAGUUCCGGAAUCUCAACACCAGUCUCUCCCAGAUUAAACCACAAGACGUUGAAAAUGGGCAUUUUGACAUGCACACUAUGGACCGGUGUAUCUCGGAAUUAAUUGGGGACCAGAUGUCUGGUGCGAAACCUUGUAACAUCACCGACGAAUGCUGGAAUUUCGUUCGAAGUGAGAACACAACAGGCUACAUGACAACUCACCAAGCUCUCUAUUUGAUGGUUGGAGAAAUCAAAGGUUGUCUACCUAAUAUCACAAAGCUCCUAUCCAGUUCACAGAAAAAAGGAGAAAGGAGUAUCGAAAUUAUAUUUGGAACAAUUUGUGCAAGCAUCUAUAAACAAAUGAGAUGGAGGGAAAUUGUCUUCCGGAGAAAGCACCAGUCAAGGCAUGCUGAUGAUAAAGAUCUAUACAUGGAACAAUGUUACGUAUGCGGGAUCUUGGGAUACCAUCAACAGUUUCUUUCACUUGACAGACUUUCAGCUGUUUUAGAUUGGCAGCUCCCUCCUGGUUGCUAUGGUAGCAGUGAAAGUCCCAAAGGCGGGCACCGAGGCACAGAAGACAGCAACGUUUAUAGGGAGCAAUGGGACUACGAAGAUCUCAAUGAUGAUGAUUUCAAUGAUGGAUUCGGCCUAAAUCCGACGAGGGACCUUGAUGAACGAAUAACUAGAGAUCGUUCAAGUAACGGUUUACCAGGUGGAUGUCAGAGGCACAUUACAGGUGUGGCAACAGGUCUACUGGGUGUCUACCUGAAGUGGCUAUUGAUGGAGCCACCUGUCACUCCGGCACAUCAUCUUUAAAGAACCGAAUAAGUAAUUAACAAAUAGAGAAGAGUUUAAUGUGCUCUGUUCUGUUGUAAAGUACGCAGGAAGCGGCUAGAGCUGUUUUCAAACCUUUGUUUGGUUCCUCUGUUGCUAUUUGCCGGACCACUUGUUCCGAAAUUUCACUUUCAAUUAAUAAACAAAAAAUAAAAAAAUUAGAGAGAAGUCCGGGAAAUGGUCGGACAUAAUACAAUUUGGCGGAUGGCGUGAUAGCUUUUAAGCUCUCUCGCUCUAUGUCCUAUACUCUAAUGGAGCACGCUGUUUCAAUCAACGACAGCGCGCGUUAUAUGCGAACUUUAUUUUAUACAGUG